This is a messenger RNA of Humulus lupulus (European hop), 1599 nucleotides long. RefSeq lists its product as uncharacterized. Bases 1 to 1599 code for a protein of 532 amino acids. The record is from RefSeq and is a predicted model, not a curated record. The transcript has 3 exons. Lineage: Eukaryota; Viridiplantae; Streptophyta; Magnoliopsida; Rosales; Cannabaceae.
AUGGAAUUUGGGACUGCAAAACUACUGAGGACAGCUAUUAAAAAGUACUUUAUUGAAAGUAAUAGAGAGUUUAAAUAUGUAAGCAAUGACAUGAGAAGAAUUAGGGUCAAAUGCAAAGCUAAACAAUGUCCUUGGUUGUUGUAUGCAAGUGUUUCAAGAGCUGACAACACUACUUUCAAAGUGCAGACUUUAGUAGAUAACCACAACUGUGGUUUGGCCCUUAAUAAUAGUCAUGCCGAUGCUCCCUGGUUGUCUAAGUAUUUUUUAGAGCAAUUCAGAAUCAAUCCAGAUAUGAAGUAUAAGACUUUUAGAGAGAUGACAACUAAAACCAAGUACUCACAUGUUUCUAAUUGGGUAUUCUACAGGGCAAAGGCCAGAGCAAAAAUAUUGCUUGAAGGUAGUGUCUCUGAGCAAUAUGCUAUCUUGGAAGACUACUGCAAAAUGAUAUUGGCUACAAACCCAGGUAGCACUGCCAUCAUCAAAUCAAAUAUGGUAGAAGGAAAAAUGAUAUUUGAGAGGGUAUAUAUCUGCUUAAAAGCUUGUAAGGAAGGUUUCAGAUCUGGCUGUAGACCACUCAUUGGUCUUGAUGGGUGCUUCCUCAAAGGGUAUUGUAAAGGAUUGCUUUUGGCUGCAGUAGGAAUAGAUGCAACAAACUCAAUGUAUCCUAUUGCUUAUGCAGUUUGUGAGAAAGAAAACACUAACAAUUGGUCUUGGUUUUUAGAAUUGUUGAAGGAAGAUCUAGAUAUUGACAGGCCUUCUCAGUUUGCUAUGAUGAGCGAUAGACAGAAAGGGUUGGAGAAUGCUAUUGCUUCUGUUUUUGAGGGUGCAGAGGUGAGAAAUUGUGUUAGGCACUUGCAUUCCAACUUCAAGAAAGACCACCCAGGUUUGUUAUUGAAACAACAACUAUGGGCAGCAGCAAAGGCAACCACUAUUCCAGAGUUUCAAAAGAGGAUGAGAGAGUUAAGGGAAACUAGUGAAAAUGCUUACAACUGGUUGGCACUAAAGACUCCAUCCGAGUGGUCUAGGUCACAUUUUAGUGAAAUGGUGAAAUGUGAUAUGUUGUUAAACAACCUUUGUGAAUCUUUUAAUGCUGCAAUAGUUGAUGCUAGAGACAAGCCGAUAAUUACUUUGCUAGAAAAGAUUCGUUAUUGGCUAAUGAGUCGGUUUUUCAAUAAGAGGGAAAGAAUCAUAUACCCUAUGCCAAGCCUAGAGCAGUGGCCAGAGACUGGUUUGAACCCUAUAUACCCACCUUUUGAAACUAAUCUGCCAGGGAGACCAAAAAAGGCCAGAAGAAGAGAGUCUGAUAAACCACCCCUAAGUUCAACAAAAACUCGAAGGUUUGGUCAGAUCCACUUGUGCAGAAAGUGCAAACAGCCAAGCCACACAAGCAAAACAUGCCCCAACCCAACAAAUGCUCAGGUUCCUGCUAAAAAGAAAAGGGGUAGGGCACCGGCUGCAAAUCCCACUGAAGCAACAAAGAAAAGAAAAGAACGAUUGACAAAGCAAAAACAAAGCUUUUCUCAGCAAGGGGGUCCCAAAACUCGAGCCAGACAACAUGACCUUUCUCAGCAAGGUGGUCCUUCGACUAGGUCCACAUAA